CGGCGGCUCCCUGAGAGGCGGGAGAGCGCUUCUCGUCCAAAAAAAAGAAAAAAUAUAUAUUUUAAUUUUUUUGUUAAUUCUUCGCCGUGCGGCUGCGGGCGGCAUGGGGCUGCCGGCGCUGGAAUUCAGCGAGUGCUGCCUGGACAGCCCGCAGUUCCGGGAGCGGCUCCGCUCGCACGAGGCCGAGCUGGAGAAGACCAACAAGUUCAUCAAGGAGCUCAUCAAGGACGGGAAGUCGCUCAUCGUCGCCCUCAAGAAUCUGUCGUCGGCCAAGCGCAAGUUUGCGGAUUCCCUCAAUGAAUUUAAGUUCCGCUGCAUCGGCGAUGCUGAAACAGAUGAUGAGAUCUGCAUAGCCAAGUCUCUGCAGGAGUUUGCCACAGUGCUGCGGAACCUGGAAGAUGAGCGGAUGCGGAUGAUUGAGAACGCCAGCGAGGUGCUGAUCACACCGCUGGAGAAGUUCCGCAAGGAGCAGAUUGGUGCUGCUAAGGAUGCCAAGAAGAAAUAUGACAAGGAGACUGAGAAGUACUGUGGUGUCCUAGAAAAGCACUUAAACUUGUCUUCCAAGAAGAAGGAAUCCCAGCUCCAGGAGGCAGACAGCCAGGUGGACCUGGUUCGGCAGCAUUUCUACGAGGUCUCCCUGGAGUAUGUCUUCAAGGUGCAAGAGGUCCAGGAGAGGAAGAUGUUUGAGUUUGUGGAGCCUCUGCUGGCCUUUCUGCAAGGGCUUUUCACCUUCUACCACCACGGCUAUGAGCUUGCAAAGGACUUCAGUGACUUCAAGACAGAGCUGACCAUCAGCAUCCAGAAUACGAGGAAUCGCUUUGAAGGAACGAGGUCGGAGGUUGAAUCGCUGAUGAAGAAGAUGAAGGAGAAUCCUCACGAGCACAAAAACAUCAGUCCUUAUACCAUGGAGGGGUAUCUCUACGUCCAGGAGAAACGUCACUUUGGGACCUCCUGGGUGAAGCAUUACUGCACGUACCAGCGGGAAUCCAAGCGGAUAACCAUGGUGCCAUUUGACCAGAAAUCUGGAGGAAAAGGGGGAGAGGAUGAAGCCGUUAUCCUGAAAUCUUGCACACGACGGAAAACCGACUCCAUUGAGAAGAGGUUCUGCUUUGACGUGGAAGCCGUGGAUCGGCCCGGCGUGAUCACCAUGCAGGCGCUUUCGGAGGAGGACCGAAGGCUUUGGAUGGAGGCAAUGGACGGCCGGGAGCCGGUCUACAACUCGAACAAGGACAAUCAAAGCGAAGGCACUGCCCAGUUGGAUAAUAUCGGCUUCAGCAUAAUCAAGAAAUGCAUACACGCUGUUGAAACGAGAGGGAUCAAUGAGCAAGGACUCUACAGAAUUGUUGGAGUAAACUCUAGAGUUCAAAAGCUGUUGAGUAUAUUAAUGGAUCCAAAAACUGCCACUGAAACCGAAACUGAGAUCUGUGCAGAAUGGGAGAUAAAGACCAUCACCAGUGCCCUGAAAACAUACCUGAGAAUGCUUCCAGGGCCGCUCAUGAUGUACCAGUUUCAAAGGAGCUUCAUCAAAGCAGCAAAACUGGAGAAUCAGGAAUCCAGGGUGUCAGAGAUCCACAGCCUUGUUCAUCGGCUCCCGGAGAAAAACAGGCAGAUGCUGCACUUGCUCAUGAACCACUUGGCAAAAGUUGCAGAUAACCACAAGCAGAACCUGAUGACUGUUGCUAAUCUGGGUGUGGUGUUUGGGCCGACGCUUCUUCGACCCCAGGAGGAAACAGUCGCUGCCAUUAUGGACAUCAAGUUUCAGAAUAUUGUGAUUGAGAUUUUAAUAGAAAACCAUGAGAAGAUAUUUAACACCGUGCCGGAGACGCCGCCGUCGAACUCGCAGCUGCUGCUGUCCCGCAAGAAGAGCGCAGACUCGAAGCCCCCAUCGUGCAGUGAGCGGCCGCUCACCCUGUUCCACACCGCGCAGCCCAACGAGAAGCAGGAAAACAGGAACAGCAUCAUCAACUCCAGCCUGGAAUCCGUCAUCUCUUCAAAUGUAAACAGCUUCCUCAACUCCAACAGCGCGCCUCAAUCCAACCUGAACUCAAGUGAUCUCGAACUAGAAGUAAUUAAACCCAACAGGCCAAACUCACUCCCUCAGAAUCCAAGCCCAACGUCACCCCUCUCACCGUCCUGGCCCAUGUUCUCUGCGCCAUCAAGUCCUAUGCCCACCUCCUCUACGUCCAGCGACUCAUCCCCCAUCAGCUCACCACUGCGGAAAGCCCGAGCUUUGUACGCCUGCAAAGCAGAACACGACUCGGAGCUCUCCUUCACAGCGGGCACUGUGUUUGACAAUGUGCACCCAUCGCAGGAGCCCGGCUGGCUGGAAGGGACGCUCAACGGGAAGACCGGGCUCAUCCCUGAGAACUACGUGGAGUUCCUAUAGCUGGGCACGUGAGCGGGACUGCUGAGCAUCACCUGGUAUCCAUGCACUGCUUGGCCCUGUGUGCGCUGGGGGCGGAGGGCUCCCCAUGGCCAACAGUGUGGGUGCUGCUCCGUGCGCAGCGCUGCGUCCCCAGCCUGGAGCCCCCACCGCCACGAGGACAGCAGCGAAGCAGCGGCCUGCAGCUCUGGGGGAACGUCUGCAGACUGCUCUGAACCAGCACCGCUGUCCCCAUUGCUGCAGUGCUUGUGAGCUGCAAGGAGCACCAUCGGCCGCAGGCCCGGAGCCGACCUACGCUCUGCCCAGCGCAGGAGAAGCCUCAGCAGCCAGAAGCCCUCAGCCGGCCCGCAGCCCCCCGCUCUGCAGCAGUGCGGCGGCACUGAGCCCCCCUGCACCCUGCCUGGCUGGCGAGGGCGGGCGGCCAUCCCGGACCAACCCCUUUGACUGUUUUCUUUUGUUUUUAGGUCUAAGUUUACACAAGGUAAACAUCUGCAAUGCGUGCAGCCGGCGUUUCCUUCCUGCAGGGCGAGACGCAGCUCCGACAAAUCGCGCUCCCUUUGGCUGCUCCGUGUCUCUGCUCCCCGCUGCAGGGCACAGCCCCCUCCUGUGCUGCUCCCACCGCUGCUGUCCCUCAUCUGCUGUGCCAACCUGCACGGUGCUGCCUGUGUGAGGUAAAGGACGUGUGCCCAUGGGAUGCUCCUGGCUGGGGGAGCUGGCCUGCAGCCUGGGACAGCAAACUGCAGCUCUGUGCCCACCUCGGGAAGGACGCGGGUCCCUGCCGCACCUCUCACCCUUGGGUCCAUUUCCAGGAGGAGGGUGGGAGGGGGGCCCUGCAGAGCUGGACCUGCGGGGAGCUGGAGAUGGUUCUACUUUGUGAUAGAAAAUGGUGAAGGAAAAGCCAGCCUGUGGGCAGAGACCUGCGCGCGUGGUGGGAUGGGGUCUUUUUGUCCUUUUGUAAUAAUUUUAAAGCCUCUGAGUGACUGGAUUGCUGUAUGUACGUGUCACUUUUUAUUUUUGAAAGAAUUAAUGUAUAAAUAGAGAAUCUUAAAAUAUAAUGAGGGGAAGAUCUAUAUUAUUUGAUAUUUUUAGAAGAGCUGUAAGGAGAGGAGUGAAGGACAUUUGAAACCGGUGAUGGAAAAAGACAUUGCAAACACACCGACAUCCACAGACUGCCCUGGGCCUUGGCCUCUCUGUUUGCUUCCCUGUGUCACUGAGAAAUAGGGGAAGCUGAAAUUUCAGACCUCUUUAAAGUUCAUUCACAGUAAUUAAACUUCCUGGACUUUUCAGAAAAAAAAGAAAGACAAGGAAAAGUCAGGCUAUUCUUUUAAGUACUUCCCAGGGCUGUGGUGGUGCUGCCUUCCCUGCCAGACCCGAGGGCAGUGGCUCUGCUUCUCUUGACACUGCUUCUCCCUUCCCCAUUCUCAUUCCAUCCUUUCCCUCUUCCCAUCGCUGCCCAUCCAAGCAGUGGCAGCGGUGCCCCCUGACCCCAAGUGUGGGGAAGGACAGAGUGAGCACAUCUGGGCCCCAGAUGGGGUUAAAUGGUGUGAGGCUGUGAAACAGAGUAAGGGAACAGUUAGGACGAAGGAAAAAGCCAGGCUGGCUGAAGCCUCUGGGAAGGAGCAAAGCUGCUGAUCUAAAAAACACACCCAACAACUGCAGCUCUUAAUUUGUAGUUGUGCACAUCACUGAGAAAGCCUCUUUUGCUAAUCCAUGUGAUUUUCUGAGGUGUCGGGUAGCCUGCAGGAGCGGCACGCACUGAGGAUGCUCCAGGCCCUGCCAGGGGCUGCUGCAGUGGGGAUGGGGUUGUCACUGGUCCUGUGGGGUUCUGCAGUAGCGAUGCAGCUCCUCCUCUGCUCUGGGAGCAGCCGGCUCUGCCCGCGCCGUGCUGCAGCCCUGUGCUCCUUGGGGGUGGGUUGGCUGGUGUGGGUAUUUAGAGCCGCUGUUACUCAGGGAGAGCAACAAUUUCAGGCCCUGGCCAUGAAUUUUUCAGAUUCCCAUCUGUCUCAGCAGUCAGACAAAACAUCCUCCUGGUAAUUGUCUUGUCUCGAGAUGACUUCUGCUGAGCUCGGGGGCCUGAAUUGCAGCCCAGACCAUUACAGCUAAUUACAGCUGCGCGCGGCGGCAGCUCCCGGUGCUCUGCUCGCUGCUGUGGCACACAUGGGGAGCUGGGGGCUGCGUCCUCAGUGCCAGCUGCAGGCAGCUCCGCUGGUCCCACGGUGUGCUGUGAGGCUGUGUGGUGCUGCAAGGCUGCGUGCUGCUGUCUUCAGGGCUGCGUGGGGCUGCCUGGAGCAGCUGUGCUGAGCAGCCGUGGCCGUGCUGCAGGACAUCGUAGCACCACAGGGCUGUAACUCACACUGCUGUGUGUCUGCCUGCCAUGAAGGGUGAGAGAAACGCCUCUGCUGUGGGAAAGGGCUGAGCUCUAAUGCUGACGGAGAAGUUCUGUUAUAUUUAUUUCAGAGGCUGCCUGCCACUUUAUUCAGUAAACUGUAGCACUGGAAUUUUCCUUAGAAGAAUGAUGGCUCUGAUUUUAGUUUCACUUCUGCCGACAGCCUGGAAGAGGCUGUAAGUGAGGAUGGGAUGGAGAUGCUCGUUAGGGGCUCCUGCUGCAGCCAGCUGAUGGCUCUGCUGACACAGAGGAGUUCCUCUGAGAGCUUUCACAGCACAAACCCAAGCAGCUCAAGGAGCAUCUGUGCAAGUCCCGGCCCUCCCUGGGCUUUCCCUUUGUCUCCCUGGGGUGGUGGUCACCUCUCAGCAUGAGUGUUGUCACUGCCUUUGUUCUGCUCCACCCGUGGCACAGCGCGGCUCUGGGCAGCAGUGGGACAGAAUGGGAACCCUGUGGGGCUGCAGUGGGUUCGGUGCCUCUGGGCAGUUCUGGCCCCACAGUGCAGGUUUCCCCACCGCCCUCACGGGCUGCAGGCUCAGCCUAAGGCCCUGCAGCUCACAGCAGAAGGGGCAGAGCACUGGGAGCCCAGCAGGAAGGCACAGCACUGCAGAAAGAGGCUGCAGGAGCUGCAGGAGCUGAGGGCUCACGGACACGGGGCAGUAACACGCAGUGCUUCGUGCAAUCUGCGUUUCACUGUUGGAUGACCAAAGGCAGAGCGUGCUCCAUGCAAAGCCCAUUGGGAGCAGCAUGAUAGACAGCCCUUGUACAGAGCUGGAAAACCAGCACUGUCCUUUGCCACAGGACAGUGCAGGGGGUCUCUGUGUCCCACAUCCCAGAGGUGACAGCCAUGGCCUUCUGCCUCUGAGCUCCAAACUGCCUGGCUCUGGGAGCUCACCCCAGCCCAGCUCCUUGUCUGGGCUGCUCCAAAGGAAUGAUUGAAAUAGCACAAAUCUUGUGAUUCUGAUGCUCUGCGGAGCAGCUCACGGUAAAUGACAGCAGGCCUGGAAUAGCACUCAGUAAUAAAAUCCACAGACCAGAAAUAUCCCCUGACGGGGCUGCCUGGAAUGGGUUGUGCAUGCGGUGUGUCUGCGAAUGUGUCCAGGCUGCAGGACACAGAAACACACAGAGAGCAGAGCUGGGCUCCUGCUCAGGACUGGGAAGCCGAUUUCCCUGUCUGCAUGGGAGCUGCUUUCCACUAUGGGAUGGCGUCAGGCAGCAGUGCUGCAUUUCCAGCCCAUGCUGUCCCCCCCCCACCAUCACAGGGCAGCCCAGAGGCACCUCCUGCAUGGGACAGGAUUUGCUUUUCCUACCAUUCAUUCUUUCCCAGCAGCACUUCAUCCUUGGGCCCACAUUGGAGCAGCGGCAGCAGAGCAAGGAAAGCAAUAGCAGCCCUCAGAACCAGCGCUGUGUGCCUGCUGGGAUGGUGAUGGCUCCCCAGUUCCCCUCGCUCAGGGCGCUUCCACAGCUGCGACGUCAGUGCUGGAGGAGGGGCAGGGGGGUCUGAUGGCAGAGCUGAGCACACCUGGUGUUGUAACCCCUGAGCUGGGUUGGUUUAAGGCAAAUUAACAGAGGAGCAUCACCUGUGCUGAAGGGACAGCUUCUGCUUAGAAAAUGAACGGUAUUUUAAUUAUUCUAAUGAACCAGAAACCUCAAAGCAAUUAUAGUUGGUACAUUUGGGCUAAUUUGAUUUUUUAAGUUAGAAAUAUUUAGGUUUUGUUUGUUUUUUUUUUUUUCCCCUAAAAAACAGGUGUUCCAGCUCUCUUCUGUGUGUGGAGCUGGGACCCCCAGAGAUGCCACAGAGCAGUGGUAAUACAGCACAGCUGCUGGCAGCUCACCAGGCAGCACCUGCUAUCACCCAUUAUGAACGCUCCCUCUGCUAAUGAAGGCAGUUCUGCUCCUAAACCUCAGACAAAGAUGCCCAGAAAAUAGCACCUGGGCUCUAAAACUCGAUGACGCACUCAGGAAGGGGGAAGAGCUGUGGGUACCAGGGGCAGCCGGGAGGGCCCAGCCCUUCACAGUGCUCUGAGCACACGCUGCUCAUGGAGGGCCCUGCAGUCUGCCCACAGAGCGCACUUUCCCCCUGCCACGGCUGCACAAAAAGCGAGCGGUGGCCACGGGAUGGGAAAAGCAGUGUUUGUAGAGCAGCAUGAAUUAGGCCAUGGAAAGGAUAAGUGGCAAAACCAUUGUACUUCUGGCAAGGGACACAAACUACUGGCAUAUUGUUUUGGCAGAUAGUGCUCCUUAAUGGCUUAUUGGACCAAUGUGAUCCUUGCAGAGCUCCUGAUCCCCUCGGCACACCCUGCUCCUCCCAGUUCAUAGAAUCACAGAAUUGUUCACUUCUGCUGUGUGUUGGAGGGGUGGGCUGUGCAGGUGUGCGGCCGCAGGAGCGCUGCGUGGGGCUUAGGAGCACACAUGUGCUCCUCUGCUAACGUGUGAGAUACAAACACGUCCCUGAGCAGCAGUACAUCCAGCGGCGGCAUGGAUAAGUGCAAAUACACCUCGUGCCGCUACAGAGCUCAGCCCCGUGGUGCCCCAGGGAUCGGGGUCUGUCUCUGGGCCGUGGCAGCUCAGCCUCCCCUCCUCCGCCUCGCCGGGCACAACGGGCACUUCUGCGGAGCCAAGCCCCUCCCGCAGGAAGCAUCGCCCCAUCCCGUCACAUUAGCGAUGCAAUUAGCGGCCGCGUUAAAUGCCGCGUCAGCAGUUUCUCCUCGCCCUAUUCAUGCGGUUUAAUCUUGAACCAACAGAGCCUAUAAUUAGAAGGGUUCCACUUACUUGUUAUUUUUUAAACUUAAAGCUCCCUGCGGUGACCUCAGGGAAUAUCCUUAAUUACAAUGUGGAUCUGUGCCACAGCCGACGGCGCAGCGGAAGGAGAAUGGACCUCCACAGGUCCUGCUGACUGCAGGUUCCUUCCUGUACCCGGAGGUCUGAGCAUCUCCAUGCCUUGUGCUGGGGUUCCCACUCGGCUGUGCUCUGAACAUCCCCACUCACUCCUGGGUUCGCUCUGAAAUGUGUUCUGGAGGAGCCGCUGCCCAGUGGUGGCGAUGCCCCAGGGGCUGAGGGCUGGGACACCCAAAUGUCAGCACUAUAAAAACAGCAUUUAAUGGCAUCUUGUCCAAACCGCUCUCAAAUUCUGUCGUUUUAUGGGGAUAGCGUGUACAAAACAAAGCAAGGCCAUCACAGAUCUCAGGCUCACGCUGGGUUCCAUCUGGGUUUCCUGGAAGAUGGAGAUGGAUGCCCAGUGAGUGUGGCACCGCGCCCGGCCCCACGCUGCUGGGAGCCAUCCUGACACCUCUGGGUGAGGAGCUGAGCAGCGCAGUGCGACACAGGGGACACUCAGGGACCUCCGGUGAGCGCCACGCUCUGCCAGGCAGCGCAGUGCAGGCCGUGCUGCAGUGCUGUGGGCAGGAGGCAGUUAUUUCACCUAGGGUCCGACGUGUCCCUUAAAGGGUCUUUUCACCACCGUCACACAAAUUAAUGCCGUUGCCGUCAAUGCCGCUCUCGUGUUGCCUCCAACCCUGGCCUACAGACGUGAAGCAUGGGAAGAACCAAAGCCAAAUUUAUGUAACUCUUUGUUCUGAUGGCAAACAAUCCCCAUUGACCGUACCCUGCUGGGAAGCUGGCAUUUUAUGCUGCAAUUAAAGCCGAUUUUAUUACACGGCUGAUCUUACACUGCUAUUCAAUGGGGCAAAGGAGGGGCCGUGCUGAGAGCAGCACACCCGCAGCUCCGCCGAGCGACGGCGGGACGGAGUGCUGCACUGACAGCUGCAGCAGCGGUGACACAGCCCCAUCCCACAGCCAACGUGGGGCACAGACCGCUUCGACUGGGGCUCCCAACCCGAAAAUGGGAGUUAGAACCUCAGUGGCAAGGACUGGAAAAUGCAAGUCAUGAUUUCCAAUUAAAACGCUCCUCCGAAUGCAAUUAGCAGAAAUUCUCUCACUUGGGAACUUAACUGCAGCAGCAAUCAGCUUUCCUAUAAAUACUGUGUGCGUGUGAGGAGCGCAGUGACAACGUGAGGGAACCCACCCAGGAACACGGCGACAAUUCCACAGAGGCAUUUUGGAGCCAUUUAAUGAAAAAAGCAGAAUUUUAUUGUAUGGUUUCUGUCCAUUACUCGGCAUUGCUGUAAAUGGCUCACAUUUACUGCAACUUCUGUACAGAUGUGUGGCUUUGUAUUACCAGAACAGCAAAUUUAAAUGAAAAAAUAAAUGCUCAACAAUUCCACACAAGCUUUUACAGUCCAACAUUUCACUGAGUCGGUGAAAACUACAGACUUGUUACUACAGAAUUAUUCAGCAUGAAUAAAAAACUACAACUUUCAUUUUUAAA
Molecule: messenger RNA, 9093 nt
Organism: Lagopus leucura (white-tailed ptarmigan)
Lineage: Eukaryota; Metazoa; Chordata; Aves; Galliformes; Phasianidae
Gene: ARHGAP26
Product: Rho GTPase activating protein 26
Exons: 23
Coding region: 104-2386 (760 amino acids)
Biological process (GO): signal transduction
Cellular component (GO): cytoplasm
Molecular function (GO): GTPase activator activity; protein binding
Source: RefSeq, a predicted model, not a curated record